This is a messenger RNA of Ochotona curzoniae (black-lipped pika), 4551 nucleotides long. RefSeq names its product membrane associated ring-CH-type finger 1 (gene MARCHF1). Bases 294 to 1733 code for a protein of 479 amino acids. The transcript has 4 exons. Gene Ontology annotation, biological process: antigen processing and presentation of peptide antigen via MHC class II; immune response; protein polyubiquitination. Gene Ontology annotation, molecular function: ubiquitin protein ligase activity; zinc ion binding; MHC protein binding. Gene Ontology annotation, cellular component: cytoplasm; late endosome membrane; early endosome membrane. The record is from RefSeq and is a predicted model, not a curated record. NCBI's taxonomy places the organism in Eukaryota, Metazoa, Chordata, Mammalia, Lagomorpha, Ochotonidae.
UCCAGGCAAGCAGCCCGACCACAGGGACAGCUCCCAGGAGCCAGUCGAGGUUGUCCGUCUGCCCGUCCACUCAGGACAUCUGCAGGUAAGUGCCGAGCAAAUGGUCCUGUUCAGUGCAAGGAGGCCAGUGUGUGCACGUCUCCUGCGCUCUGUCUGUGGCUCUCGUGUCUGUCUGACAUGUAUGUGUGUUUGUCUUGUUUCAUAUCUUUUGCUCAUUUUCUUCAGUUGGUCUUUUAUUUAUCAACUUCUGAUCAUGCUCCCAUUUUCAUCAUUCUUUCUCUUUCUCUCUGUCCAUGGCUUCCCCCCAACCCAUGCCCAUGUCCCAUCCUUUGCCUGCUGCUCUGUCCAGAUCUGCCAUGUUGCAUGACAUGUCUGAAGAUACAGUUGAACACUGCACCCCUGUCGUGGUGCUGAGCCCUGCUAGGAAGGAGUCCGGUAGGGGAGCAGAGAAGCCUAGGAGGAGGAGGAGGAGGAGAGCCUUGGAGCGAUACGAGCAUGCUGAAGAACAUAGAAAGGGGAGAAGAAGUGAUUUCAACGUGCAGAGCUCAAGCCCCAAAUGGAGGGAGCUUUACCCUGAGGAUUCAGAUUCCUCUUGCACCGACGAGAGCCGUUGGAUCCAGGCCAAAAGGAGAGCUCAGGUUAAAUUCAGAGUCUCCCGAAGAAGACGGAGAGACCACAGUAAACAAGGGGGAAACGUGGAUGGAUCAUCCACUCUGAAUAAAGCAGAGCUUGUUGAUGUGGCAUCCAGAAGCCAAGCCUGCCAAGAGCUGAUAGAACAUGAAAGCUGCUCUUUAAAUCUCCGGGGAGGAAAGGUCAUGAGGUCCCAAGAGUACAGUCCGUCCCUGGCUGCGGGACCCGUCGAGAUGGAUAGAUCCUCACCGAAUCCUGCCAAGGACAAAGGCAGAUCCCUCCAUGGAGACCUGCGGCUCCUGCCCUCUCUUAGGCGGAGUGCAAGAAUCAAGAAGAGAUGUCCAGAAACAGACACCCGCACUGAAGUCCUGGCAGUGACAGACGGUGGCAGGUGCGUGGGCGACAGAGGGCUCCAGGUACACAGCUCGCUGCAGCAGCCUUCUGCGACCUGUGACGAUCAUUUAGAAGUGUGCAGAAUUUGUCACUGCGAAGGGGACGAGGAGAGCCCCCUCAUCACGCCCUGCCGCUGCACGGGGACUCUGCGCUUCGUGCACCAGUCCUGUCUCCACCAGUGGAUCAAGAGCUCAGACACACGCUGCUGCGAACUCUGCAAGUAUGACUUCAUCAUGGAGACCAAGCUCAAGCCCCUCCGCAAGUGGGAGAAACUGCAGAUGACCACGAGUGAGAGGAGGAGAAUAUUCUGCUCGGUCACAUUCCACGUCAUCGCCAUCACCUGCGUGGUGUGGUCCUUGUACGUCCUGAUAGACCGGACAGCGGAGGAAAUCAAGCAAGGGAACGACAAUGGUGUCCUUGAGUGGCCGUUUUGGACCAAGCUGGUGGUGGUGGCCAUUGGCUUCACCGGGGGCCUCGUCUUCAUGUACGUGCAGUGCAAGGUCUACGCGCAGCUGUGGCGACGGCUCAAGGCCUACAACCGUGUCAUCUUCGUGCAGAACUGCCCAGACACUGCCAAAAAGCUGGACAAGAACUUGCCGUGCAACCUAACUACGGACCUCAAGGAUGCCGUGGUGGUGCCUGUGUCCCAGACGGGGCCAAGUUCACUGCCGUCUGCGGAGGGCAGCCCGCCGGAAGUCAUACCAGUUUGAGAGGAUGACUGGUUGGGAAUUUUUACUGAGGAACAUCUUUCUAGCCCUCGGCCACUACAAGUGACAGAAAGGGGUCCUGAAUGUACUCACUCCAUUUCUCUCCUGUAUUCUGGACACAUUUUUCCUUUGUUGCUCAAAAAGGAACGGAGAAAAACCGCAACGGACCAGGAUCCCAGGAAGCAGAGCCGAAGGUACGAUUUCUAAGACUAUUAAAGAAUGCUUGGAGGCGACAGCGAGAGAUGAUCGGUGGACAGAGACACCUCCCCGGAACAGGAGACACCUUCGCGACAGGCUGGAAUUGCUAAGGUUUUAGACAGGACAGUUAAUCUGGAAACAAGUUCACUCUAAGCCGGAAAUCAUCCAUGUCACCACCCCCACCCCCCGGAGGCAAAGCUGGGGGAUGUGUGUUUUGACAGCUAACAGGUCUUUCUGGCUAUAGCAGAGUCUGGUAAUUUCUGAUAAAUGCAUGUUUUUAAAAUAGAUGCAAUAUGCGUUUAAUAUUAACACUUGGAAUUAUGUUUAAAUUAUGAUUUUUCAGGUAAAUUUGGUUUAACGAAAUACCCAUAGAAGCUGAAACCUACCAGGCAGUUUUUAUUAAGUGGUCCCUCUAACAGAGUGCUAUCCGACAACUGUAACAUCAGCCACGACUGUUAAUUGUAGUUGCCCCCAUUUUAAAAUUUUGAGCCCCAUGUCUUCAAAUUGUAUUAUGGCAGAUUAAUACAAAUUACAUCAGAUAACACUGCCCUAAACUUAGAUCCUGCGCUUUAGCCCAACAGCUAAAUAUUUCAAAAUAGCAGGAUUAAUUUUUGUUGAAACUUUUACAAAAUGUUUACAGAGCACUAAGUCCUGUUUGAAGAGUUAGAUGCAGUUAUUUCUCUACUAAAGGGUAAAGCAAUUCAAUAAGAAAACAAACAGUCUAUAUAGCAAAGUUGAGAAGUUCACUUGUUUGCUACCAAGCAGCACUUGGGACCUGGAAAUGCUAACAAAGAAUGCAGCUAUCUCAAAUCCAUGUGAAGGUCAAGUGGACAGAAGACCCUAAGCUAAGCUGAAAAGCCAAGUUCUCCCUCUAGUCCACACAUUCUGUAGAUAACAAAUGCACUGGUUUGGUUUUGCUGGUUCCCGUGUUCUUUGCAUAUUCAUGUAGAGCUGCAGUGUGACGAGUGUAGUGACAGCCCAGGCGGCUGUCUUCUGCUUCCCAAGGGGAUUUAUUUUUGGUAGCUGUUGUAUUUAUUCUGGACAGGACAGGCUGGCCGUGAGGACCACGCAUGCGUGCACUGUGACUAGCAGUGUGCGUCCUGUUCACGUUACCAUGCACAAAGGAGAAUGAAACCUUUGAGGAAGAUGGUACGCACGGAGAUUACCAGCUGACAGAGUCCAACAGUCCCAAUUUCUAGGAAUAAAAGGUAACUGUCAAAUUUGUAUGUGUGUGGCAUGUGUAUAUUCAUGUAUAUAUGCAAAACAAAUGUUAAGAUAUUCAGCCUGCGAUUAAAACUUGCAGAGGCAUGGAAUAAGAGAACACACUGGGAUAAGGAAACAGACCAAAAAUUCUACCCCUCAUGUGGCUUUUAAAAUGUAGGAGAAAACCUUUUAUAAUGCUCUCAAGAUUUGGAAUAAGUUAAUUUUGAAUAACAAAGCUUUGGAUAAUGUAAUCAGAGUAUCUCACCCAAGGGAUUUACCUUGACUCAUUUUGCUGGCUCUUCCUACACUCUUCACGGACCCAUUUUUCCUGUGGUUUAAGAAAGGCAACAACACAGAUUGUAACUUCCUGGGGGAAAGUCUAGCCCCAACCCUGUUCUGGGAGGGAAGGCAGGGUCCAUGCCUAGUCCUUCCCCGCCAAUGUCAAGGGCCACACCAGAAUGCUGUCUGAAGCGACAAGCACACACUCUGCUGCCGUGCUGACACGGCAUUCUAAGAGCACGCGCCUUUAAACCCAACAGCCCCUCCUGCAAACGGCCGAGUUCCUGCGUGCAUCCAACAGCGGGCCAGUGGUGCAGCUGCUCUUUAAAGAGCAGAACUGUCCUCGGAGCAGUGCUUUUCAUGGAACAAAGCCCUGCAGAAUGACAAUUCUGAGGCUUUUUUUUUUUUUUUACCAUCACUGACCUGAAUCUAUGGGACUGUCAGUAGUAUAAACCACAGGUAUUCCUGCUUUUAAGAACGUCACUUUUGUAUAACCUUCAAGAGAAAAUUAUUAGGUUUCACUUAAAAAAGUGUUCCAUAAGUUUAAGCACAAAGUGCAAAGAGACAACCCCGACCACCUCAGCUGUAAUGCAGAUACAUGAAGGACCCCCAAUGUCGAGCACCAACUCUGAGCUGCCGCCACGUGGCCACAGCCCCGGGACCUGGCCUCAUGUCCUUACCACCUAUUCUUUGGCUGGGCAACCAGUUCAUUGGUCCAAUGACGUCAUUAAUCAGUCAUGGUGAAAUGGGAUAGGUAAACCUGUGCAUUUUCCUUUGCCAUGAGUGUCCAGCAAUCUACACAACCAGUUCCUGAAGUUGGUAACAAUUUGGUAAGGCUUAUACUUCAAGAAUGCAAACCCCUUUCUUUCCCUAAGUCAGCCCAAUGGUGCUAUUUUACAUAACCAGUUGGCAAGAAGUACUGUUAUUCUGGGCUGCAGCCUUUCCUGUGCAAGUGAUGAAAGCCCAUUGUGAAAACGAUAGAGCACUGGGAGAAGGAAGUUAACUGUGCACAAACUGACUGGACAUUUGUACUUUUGGUUUUUACCUAGUUAUCUUUAACAACCUACUGUUUGUGACUAACGUGUGCUAAGAAAGCAAAACCAUCUGUGGAAAACUUUGUAUAUUAAACCAGUGAUCCAAA